AUGUCAUGCUCUAUACAGCACAGCUGCUUAAGGCAGCUUGUGCGGAACUCCCUCGGACGAAAUUCACUACCUGUUUUCCUAGCCCCUGCGUUUUCUCAUCCUCUCAGAGCACAAUGCUUCUCAACCACAUCUUCGGCGCAGUCUCGUGUCGGCGGCGCCUCGAUAUCAAUCCCCCCCGAAGUCUCACUUAACUUCAUCGAUCUACCUCAGGCAAAGACACGAGGGAGAGCUAAAGAAAUCCCCAAGACCGCAAUUGAAAUCAAGGGCCCAUUAGGCGAAUUGACCUUGAAAAUACCUCCGUUUAUUGAUGUCGCACAUGACGAAGCUCUCCGGAAAGCAAACCUUUCCGUUCAGGAUCCAACUAUCGCGCACCAGCGUGCUAUGUGGGGAACAACCCGGGCGCAUUUACAGAAUUACGUUCUGGGAGUGUCGGAGGGUCACGUCUGCAUCCUGAGUCUCGUCGGUGUGGGUUACAGGGCUAGCGUUGAGUCGUCCGCAACCACAGUUGAACCCGAAUACCCCGGACAGCAAUUCGUUUCUCUUAAGGUCGGAUAUUCGCACCCAAUUGAAUUGGGAGUUCCGCAGGGCGUCAAAGCAAGCACGCCCCAGCCGACGCGUAUCUUGCUGGAGGGCAUCGAUAAGGAAGUUGUGACGCAGUUUGCGGCGGAGAUCAAGCAAUGGAGGAAGCCGGAACCAUAUAAGGGUAAGGGUAUUUUCGUGAACGGGGAGACUAUCAGAUUGAAGGCCAAAAAGAUCAAAUGA
Molecule: messenger RNA, 762 nt
Organism: Monascus purpureus
Lineage: Eukaryota; Fungi; Ascomycota; Eurotiomycetes; Eurotiales; Aspergillaceae
Source: the annotation of a GenBank genome assembly